This is a messenger RNA of Trichobilharzia szidati, 3272 nucleotides long. Lineage: Eukaryota; Metazoa; Platyhelminthes; Trematoda; Strigeidida; Schistosomatidae. The record is from the annotation of a GenBank genome assembly.
CUGACAUUCAGUUUUACUGUAAAAUAAUCAACUAAUAGUUGGAUUGGGAUCGUACUUAUAUAACUUGGAUAAAUAAUCUGAUCAACGUUUCUCGAAAUCAACAAAAAAACAAAAAAAUUGAAUCCAAAUAUUUGAAUUUAAAUGUUAACUCAUACAGAAUCAAUAAUUAAUCCCUUAAUUUGUCAUAAUUACAGUUUAUUCAAUAAACAGACACAAUUAUAUCAGUCUGUUCUACCUGCUACUUCUCCAGUGACUGACACCGAGACAGUCACUACUUCUGCUACUAACAAUAUUAUAAUAAAUAGUGUUAACACCUCUGACAGUAUUGACAGUAUUCCCUUGAACGAUAAAUCUGGUCGUACAACAAAUCUGACAAUGAUGAGGACGAAGUCGGCAGCAUCUUCGGAAAUAUUGGCUAAUCACUUGAAGAAGAUAAAUCAACCAGCUAAUUGUGACAUAAAACAAAACGGAAACCAUACUACUAAUAAUGGUGAUGAUAAUAAUAAUAAUAACAAUCAAAAUGAGAAGUUACACUAUUACCGAUCCUUGCAAUAUUUAAACUCUUGUUUGUUAAAGUCAAUGCAAUCGAAGUAUACACCUUCCAGUGCAAUGCAUGGCACUGACAGUGAUCAUAAUCAUGAGAUACAAAAGCAACUUGCCUCUGAAUAUAAAACAAAGAAGUUAUUAAAUACGACUGGAAAGAAAAGCAAUCGAACUCCACAAGGUGAAUUGUCGAUAUCUUCAACAGUCCCAGUGAAUGGAACACCAUCGUCUUCCCCAUUGUCAUCACCUUCGUCAUCAUCAGCAUCAUUAUCUACUCCCUUGUCACCAUCUUGUGUCUCUUCAGCAUUAAUACCUAAUGAGUUGAGUGUUGUCCAGUGUUCAAUGAAAGAGAUAUUUACGUGCAAGAAAGGAGGUGACGAAGAAUAUGACAAACGUGAAAUUAACCAAUCAGUAAAUGAAUGUCACAAUUCAUCUAUAGAAGAUCCUUCACUGAUGCUGAACUUUCCAGAUUCAAUGUCGGAUGGUAAUCAAUCUUCAAAUAAUUCUUUGAGCAACAACAGUAAUGUUAUAAACCAUAGUGAUGAAAUCAAAUCUAAUCUAACCUAUACAAUUGAUCGUAUUUUAUUGUCAGAACAGGAAUCACCUAUCAGUUAUACACGUGACUCUGAUCUAUUAUUGAAAGUGUCAGAUCACUCAAGAAAUAUUUUGGAGGCUCCAGAAAAAUUCAACAAUUCAGUGCAGUUUGGCUUCAAUAAUGUUGAUGCCAAGAAUCAUAUUUGUGACAACAAUGAAUGGUUUCCGAAUGAACAGCUGACUGGUGUUGUUAAUCCCACUGUUAAUCUGACGUUACCCCCACCCAUUUGUUCGUCAUCUUCAUUUUCUACAGUGUCAUCGUUAUCAACUCUGUCGUAUCCACAAACAGGAUUUCAUUUCUGGUUCAGCAUAUUUUAUAAAUUGUGGUUGGAACAGCUGAACCAGACACAAUCAAAACCAAUUGACUUUAGUCAAUCUAUGUCACCUGGAGAUUUAAAAGUGACGGAACAAUCUCAGUCCGAACCCUUAUCGUAUGCAAAAAAUACCAGCAGUCAUAGUAACAGUGUUAAUGAAGCAAAAAGUGAUCCUUUCUUGUAUAAUUCAUCAAUUCACCCACCAGUAAAUACGUCAAAUGACUGCGGUAAAUUAGAAAGUUUUACGGAAAACCUGUUUGCAUUGCAGUCUCAUUUGAAAGACAAUUCUUAUUACCCGUCAGAUUCGUUGUCGUUAAAUACUAACUCAACAUUAUCUCCCCAGUCGUGUUGUAUGAUAAAUGAUGCUCACAAUAAUAAAUCUCAAUAUGGCAAUAAUCUACCUUUUACCUCUGAAAAUAUCCAGUCACCUUUUUAUAAAUUAUACGAAAAUUGUACAAAUUUAAAUACACUCCAUUUUAAUGAUUAUGAAAAAAAUACCCAGACAAUUCCCCAGCUUCCCACAACAAUAAUAAGUAGUAAUACGAAUAUGAGUGAGUACGAUUAUCUCCAGAAUAACUUGUUUGGAUCGUUUCAUGUGAAUAAGGCGACAACUUCUUGUAGUAAUCCAUUAACGACAGCAUCUACGCAUUCAUGUUCCAAAAUGUAUGGUCAGCGGCAUUAUAACUAUCAAAUACCUACUACAAGUCAAUCUGUCCCAUGUGAAUCAAUGACUGCCACUGAGAACUCCAAACAUCCUGCAAACAAUACGCAUAAAUCAUCAAUUCUGUCCAACUGUAGACUGCACACAAAUUACUCGAGACUACGUGGUAAAUCAUUGGUUUCUAACAGUAAUGCAAAUGACAACCUACAGCAACGGGGCUACAGAGCCUUACCAUUCCCGUUAACAAAGCGUGAUGGUCGCAUGCAUUAUGAAUGUAAUAUAUGCCGUAAAACCUUUGGACAAUUAUCCAAUUUAAAAGUGCAUCUGCGUACGCAUACAGGUGAAAGACCAUUUCGUUGUGAUACAUGCCAUAAAGGUUUCACACAGUUAGCCCAUUUACAAAAGCACAACUUAGUGCAUACCGGUGAGAAACCUCAUCAGUGUACAGUCUGUGAAAAACGUUUCAGUAGUACUAGUAAUUUAAAAACACAUUUACGCCUACAUAGUGGUGAGAAACCAUUCGCAUGUAAAUUAUGUACAGCUAAAUUCAGCCAAUUUAUUCACUUGAAAUUACAUCGGCGCCUACACGCCAAUGAAAGACCAUUCAUUUGUCCAAGAUGUCAUCAUAAAUUUCUUGAUUCUAAGGGACUGAAACAACACUGGAGAAGAGGGAUUUGUUAUUCAUGUGAAGAAUUACCGCCUGGAAAUUGGAGUGAUUUGGAUGGAGAUGAUGCUGCUGAUACACAGGUCAGAGAAUUCUCAUGCGUAGUAAGUCCUACGCGAGAACGACAACAACACCAAAGACGUUCGAGCAGAAAUUGUGAUGUUAAUAAUCCAGAUGGUGAUGAUAAUUCCAGCCACUUAACUUCGAAUACUGAUGACAAAGGAAAUAGCAAAAGACACCAUUACUCAAUGAAUAUGAUUCCAAUGUAUAUAACCCAAUGAUGAAAGGGAGAAAAAAGGACGUAUUCACUGAUAAUGAUGAUUAUGUUAAGGUUAUCCUAACUCGAAUGUCAAACUUCCCUCCAAUAUUGUGUGCGCCCUUUAAAAAUAUAUAUGGCUGUGCAACAUAAAUAACCUUAUCUUUUCACUUUUGAAAAGAAAGGAAGAAUGAAAAAACAAUUUUACUAUUUCAAUAUUGUUUAAAAAUUAAUAGAUAG